CUCCUCGCCAUCAUACUGUCAUCAACGGUGAAGGGCAAUUACACGUACGCAUCCCGAAGACAUCACUGCAGCUCCGACGAGUAUUAAGGCGCCUUUUUGCACCGACUGCACUUGAACAUCGUUACUGAAGCGAGAGUCUUUCGAGUCUCUGCCGCAAAUGGCAUCCGCCCUACACAGUUGGGCUUUGCCACGACUUCAGCAGCUUUUGCCAAUUGAUGACGAGUCCCUCCAGCAGAUCAUCUCGUAUUCCGAGUCACUGCCCAAAGACGCAGCGGCCGAUCAUCUCAAGAACUUGCUCGGCGACGACGCGAAGAGCCUGGAGUUCAUCUCGAGCUUCAACCAGCGGCGUCGAGAUGUGGCAGCGUCUGCAGCACCUCGACCCAGCACGGUAGGAAGCCGCAACGAAACAGGCACAAGUGAAGUACCACGACGGCCGAAGACGCAGCCCAAGAAGAAGGCAAAUAUACAUGCUUUGCCGCCUCGACCAUUGCCGGGUCAGGGCAUGGUUGAUGCUGCGUACGUCAAGCGCGCGGAAGACGAUUACAUGCCGGGAAGCUCGCGCCAGAAACACAAAGAGCACGUUGCGGACAGCCUCGCGCUCAGCGACCCCAGACCGCAUCCCACGCAAAUGCCUCUGAUCACUGACGAUGCAAGUGUGACUGCCAAGCCCAUUAUCUCAAAGCCGCCGCCACCUUCUGCCUCAGGCCGUCUCAUCUCAGAUUCUCUCUCAGCAACAAGAUCAUCCUCCACACAGCACUCAAGAGUCAGAUCGCCCGCUCCUAAGACCAAGGUCAGUAUAUCCGGAGGCACCGCAAUGCACGGUGCUUCUACUGCAUUGUCAGAUUUAGAUUCUGCAAUUAGGAGCCUGGAAGUGCAGACUAAUCCUGCGCUACUCGCUUCGUCUGCUGUGGAUGACGAGAAGCGGAAAUGCAACUGUAUGGCAACGAGGCACCCUCUUUUGGACAUGGCCCCAAAUUGCCUUAAUUGUGGCAAGGUCAUUUGUGUGAAAGAGGGCCUAGGACCAUGUACAUUCUGCAAGUCGCCUCUGCUCACGCCAGAUGAAAUCCAAAAGGUCCUUAGAGUACUGAAAGACGAGCGCGGGGAGGAGCGGAUGAAAGCAAACAACUCAGCACACAAGAAGGCCGAAGUAGCACACGGUAAGGCAAGAGCUUUCACCGGUCGUGAUUUUCUUUCACAGGCUUCGUCUGCCCGAUCUUCUCCCCUCUCCUCGGCACCAGGUACCCCGGACGGCUCAGAUGAUGAGGCCGGCAAGAAAGCAAAGGCGCAUCGCGACAAAUUGCUUGGCUUUCAAGCCCAAAAUGCUCGCAGAACCCAGAUACAUGACGAAGCUGCAGACUUCGAUGUGCCAACAGCCGGCACAAACAUGUGGGCGAGUCCUCAAGAGCGCGCUCAGCAACUCAAGAAGCAGCAGCGUGUCCUUCGUGAGAUGGAGUGGAGUGCGAAGCCAGAAUAUGAGAAGCGACAAGUGGUUGCUAGUAUUGACCUCAAAGGAGGCAAGGUCGUAAGACGGAUGGCAGAGGUUGAGAAGCCUGAUUUCAGCGCCGAAAACGAUGACGAUAUGGUCGAUGAUAGUCAAGCACCAGCUAGAACUGAAGGAGGCGCUUUUAGUAACAAUCCUCUGGCUUCCGGUCUGAUACGACCACUGGCCCGAGAAGGAAAAGGCAAGGAAGCCAUUAGAGACAGGAAGACCACCCAUUGGCGCAGAGUACAAAUGGAUGAAGAUGAUAACGAGCAGUGGAUCCUCGAUGGCGGAGUCUACGGCGACUCCACUCGUCCUCUGGGCAACGAAGAACAUGCAGUUGGUUCAUGAGAAGUUGUCUCCCCAGAUCUCCAUCUUACUGAAUACUUGCAUGCUUCAAAUCCUUCAAAAUUGUAACAACGCCUGUAAGUAUUCACUGUUUACCUCGCUUUGAAAAGCAGGCGCGAGACUUGUAAAUCUUGGGUGAAGCUAGGCGGUCCAAAGCAUCACAGUGACUCCAACUCCAAGCACUU
Pseudocercospora fijiensis CIRAD86 is the source of this 2013-nucleotide messenger RNA. RefSeq lists its product as uncharacterized. Gene Ontology annotation, biological process: regulation of DNA-templated transcription. Gene Ontology annotation, cellular component: nucleus. Lineage: Eukaryota; Fungi; Ascomycota; Dothideomycetes; Mycosphaerellales; Mycosphaerellaceae. The record is from RefSeq and is a predicted model, not a curated record. Bases 158 to 1831 code for a protein of 557 amino acids. The transcript has 2 exons. Gene Ontology annotation, molecular function: zinc ion binding.